Molecule: messenger RNA, 345 nt
Organism: Lasiosphaeria miniovina
Lineage: Eukaryota; Fungi; Ascomycota; Sordariomycetes; Sordariales; Lasiosphaeriaceae
Exons: 1
Coding region: 1-345 (114 amino acids)
Source: RefSeq, a predicted model, not a curated record
AUGGGCUGCGCCCCUAAUCAGGCGGACACGGACAAGGGCACAGACACGGACACGGACGUCGUGGCGGGCGAGCUCGGCGGGCUGUCUACGCUGGCGGCGGCGGCGCAGGCUGAAGCGCAGUUCGCGGGCGUCUAUUCCUCCUCCUCCUCCUCCUCCUCCCCUGGGAGUGGAAGUGGGAGCGACGUGGCCGAGUUCGCCCUCGCGCGCGACGGGCCGGGCUUGCUCGUGGCGCACCUGCAGCUCGGCGGCCGGGACGUGCGGGCUGGCAUUGCGGCGGUUGCGGGCAUUGCGGCGGUUGCGGGCAUUGCGGCAGCUGCGGGCAUUGCGCUGGACAAUCUCGACUAG